GUGUGUUACAGACCAUUUACCAUAACUGUCCACAUUGAUCAUCGCAGAAAGAAUUAUCUACUAUUUCAAAUUGAAGAAUUAUCAGCUGUGCGAGAUAGAACUCUACGUUCAAUUUCGUGAAAGUAUUUUCGUGAAAGAAUGUGUACUCAAACGAAGGCUGCUGCUCUCAUUGCGAACAUUCCAGAGGCAGAAAUCGACCCGACUGGUGUGUUCAAAUACGUUCUCAUUCGAGUACACAGUAAAGAAGACGGCGACGACUCGAGCGUAGAUAUUGUACGUGGAUAUGCCUGGGCCGAAUAUCAUGCUGAUAUCUAUGACAAGGUAGCAGAGGAGCUUGAGAAAGGAGGGCACCUAGAUUGUGAAUGUAUUGGAGGAGGAAGGAUUAAGCAUGACUGCCAGUCAAAGAAGAUCCACGUCUAUGGCUACUCCAUGGGCUUCGGAAAAGCAAAUCACGCUGUUUCCACAGAGAAACUGAAGGUGCGCUACCCUAAAUACGAGAUCACCUGGGCUGAUGAGGGAUAUUGACCUACACUGGACCCGUCUUGGUUCAGGCCUAUCUCCUUUCUGUGUCAAUAAGUGUGGGCCAAUAGUACACAGCAGAACCUCAGUGGCAUCACAUUAUGUGAGAUCUGAAGACAAACCUGUCAGUACAAAGCUGAAACUGGGACUAAGACUGACACAGUACCUAGUUGCUGACUAAUAUAGCCAGAACAACAGUGCUUGAUUUUCUAUUUUGUUUCAGUGAAACAAUAGAUGGAAAACAUAUUACUUAACAGAAGUCGUUUUAUGUUUAAACAUAAAAUGAAUAAAUGCUUGCGUUGAUUUAAUAAAUGGUAAUGUAUGCUUUAUUAACAUGAAGUCAUGUAGCUAAGGACAUUUACAUCAUAUAAUACCGGUACCUGAAAAGGAUCAAGUAUGAAAUUCCAUCUCCGGUCAUGGAAUCAUAAAACUAUUAUCAUGUUGAGCAAUGUCGAUUUCAAAACACAGGGGAAGUAACGCACUCCAUCUUUCAAAAAUAAUUUCCUCUGGUUUCAGAACAGAAAAACUCCUCUGUCAUUACUUUUGUCUACUUUAUCGCACUGUGCGUCUGUCUAAAUAAAGUUCAUGUUGUUUUGUCA
This is a messenger RNA of Oncorhynchus tshawytscha (Chinook salmon), 1118 nucleotides long. Its product is annotated as 14 kDa phosphohistidine phosphatase. The coding region runs from base 139 to 525 and encodes 128 amino acids. Gene Ontology annotation, cellular component: cytosol. Gene Ontology annotation, molecular function: protein histidine phosphatase activity. Lineage: Eukaryota; Metazoa; Chordata; Actinopteri; Salmoniformes; Salmonidae. The record is from RefSeq and is a predicted model, not a curated record. The transcript has 3 exons. Gene Ontology annotation, biological process: peptidyl-histidine dephosphorylation.